Molecule: messenger RNA, 302 nt
Organism: Lasiosphaeria miniovina
Lineage: Eukaryota; Fungi; Ascomycota; Sordariomycetes; Sordariales; Lasiosphaeriaceae
Product: aegerolysin type hemolysin
Exons: 2
Biological process (GO): symbiont-mediated hemolysis of host erythrocyte
Source: RefSeq, a predicted model, not a curated record
UGGAUCUAUAUGAUCAUCAACAACGUGUCCAAGUCUGGCAGUCUGAGGGUCAAGAAUCUCGGCACCAAAUGGCAAGGCAAGUUCUACCAGUGGGACAACAAGGACCACGAGCUUUCCGCGGCCGAUGUUUCCAAGCAGGUUGCGGGGCCGUCGGGCAAGAUCGACAUAGCCUCGUGCGGCCGCUCCGAUGCGAGCAGCGGCACUGAGGGCGACUACGACAUCUACGAAGGCGACACCAAGGUCUGCCACAUCUACUGGACUGCCCCUGGGGCAAGAAGACCAACACCUUCACCGUCUCCGAC